AAGUUCGAGUCAUCAUUCGAUUUGCGCUGCGCACAGCACACCCUGCCGCCGCGAUGAUGCUCACUCGCCUUACGUCCGUCCGCUCCAUUAGCCGCACCGCUUGUGCGAACGCCAAGAUUGCCAACAACAUCACGGAGCUUAUUGGGAAAACCCCGUUGUUGUACCUGAACAACGUCGCAAAGGGGGCGCAUGCGAAAAUCGCGGUCAAGUGCGAAUUCAUGGAACCGUGCGGGAGUGUGAAGGAUCGCAUUGGUAUCAGCAUGAUCGAAGAUGCUGAAAAAGCCGGCAUCCUCACCAAGGACUCGCUUAUCGUGGAACCCACGAGCGGCAACACGGGCAUCGGCCUUGCCUUUGCUGCGGCCGCCAAGGGAUACAAAUUGCAAAUUGUCAUGCCCGACUCCAUGUCAAUGGAGCGCCGCAUCAUUCUCAAGGCGUUUGGGUGCGACCUGGUAUUGACCCCAGGUUCGCGAGGCAUGACUGGCGCCUGCCUGAAAGCAGACGAAAUUGUUGCCAAUACGCCCAACGCCAUCUUGUUGCAGCAGUUCAAGAACGCUGCAAACCCGCGUAUUCAUUUUGAAACGACAGGGCCUGAGAUUUGGAAAGACACCGAUGGGAACGUCGACAUUUUCGUCGCUGGCGUCGGCACCGGCGGCACCAUCACUGGCACGGCGCGGUACUUGAAGCCCAAGAAGCCGGACGUCCGCAUCGUAGCUGUCGAGCCGGAAGAAAGCCCCGUCUUGAGCGGCGGCAACCCUGCGCCACACAAGAUCCAGGGCAUUGGCGCCGGCUUCGUCCCGGAGAUUCUUGACCGCAGUUUGAUCGACGAAAUUGUGACAGUGAACGGCCCCGAAUCCAUGCGCAUGGCCAAACGAUUGGCUCGCGAAGAAGGUGUUUUGUGCGGUCCGUCUUCGGGCGCUGCAGUCGUGGCUGCGCUGCGACUGGCGAAGAAGCCCGAAAACGCCGGCAAGCUGAUUGUGGCCGUCUUGCCGAGCUUUGGCGAGCGAUACUUGAGUUCUGCGUUGUUCGACGAAGAGCGAGAGAGUGCCACGCACAUGCCAACGACGUCCAUUGAAUAAUCGAUCGACUUCGUGAUAAUGUGAGAGAGCGCAGGCGUGUAGGGGUGGCAUCGAGGGGUUUCGAGGUUGCCAUGCACCAAACCGUCUGAAUGAAUGCGAAAUUUGGACCAAUCGAAUGCUCGGGUUACGAAUGGCAUGUCCUGU
Aphanomyces invadans is the source of this 1220-nucleotide messenger RNA. RefSeq names its product cysteine synthase A. The record is from RefSeq and is a predicted model, not a curated record. The transcript has 4 exons. Lineage: Eukaryota; Oomycota; Saprolegniomycetes; Saprolegniales; Verrucalvaceae. Gene Ontology annotation, molecular function: cysteine synthase activity. Gene Ontology annotation, cellular component: cytoplasm. Bases 54 to 1076 code for a protein of 340 amino acids.